Molecule: messenger RNA, 1111 nt
Organism: Cryptococcus deneoformans JEC21
Lineage: Eukaryota; Fungi; Basidiomycota; Tremellomycetes; Tremellales; Cryptococcaceae
Product: endoplasmic reticulum protein, putative
Exons: 6
Coding region: 34-870 (278 amino acids)
Biological process (GO): endoplasmic reticulum tubular network organization; membrane organization
Cellular component (GO): membrane; endoplasmic reticulum
Source: RefSeq, a predicted model, not a curated record
CAUCUUCUUCGCCGUCCACAUCCAUCCACCGCCAUGCCAGCCAUAGACCCCCAUUACCUCUGGGCCCUCGGCCACUUCACAGUCCUCUUCUCCACAGCCUAUAUUAUUUUCCAGACAGUCCUCUUCCGUGGAACUCCUGUCAAGACGUACAGACUCGCAUACUCGGGUGCACUCCUCUCCUAUUUCAUCGUAGUCUAUAAAUCUUUAGGCCGUCCCCAACUGUCCCAACCAUGGCUCAGGAGGGCUUUGGUCGACGAGAACUGCCAGUACGCGCUCCUGGCUCUCUUCUGGUGGAUUUCCAAGCCCGUGAACUUGACUGUACUUCCCUUUGCGACCUUUUCCUUGUUCCACUGCUUGACAUUCUUGCGAACCAACGUUAUUCCAAAGCUCGUCCCUCCUCCCCCAAAACCCGCCGCGGGCGCCGCCCCUGGAGCCACCGCAUCCGGCGCUUCUGCGCCUCAGCCUGCUCGACCCCCAGCGCUUCUCGACAACGUUUCUCGCAGGAUCCAGGUUUGGGUUAAGACCAACUAUGAUACUGCCAUGCGCUUUGUCGCUUAUGCCGAAAUCUUUAUCACCCUUCGCUUAUUUGCCGGUGUUUUGACUUUCCGCACUUCUUUCAUCACUGCGCUGUUCAUGAUCCACUUUGUCCGAUUUCGAUAUCACGCUUCUCCCUUUACCCGUUCUGCCGUGCAAGACAUUACCGCUCGCAUCGACGCAUUUGUUGCCGGUAAGGGUGCCGGUGUCCAGAACGCUUGGGCAACAGUCAAGCGGUUCGUAGUUAGCUGGGGCGGCAUGCCGCUUUUGCCAAAUGAAGGACGCAACGGUGCCCAGGGUCCCGCGGCUCAGGCUCAACAGGCUGCAAGGGGUUAAAUCGGAGAGUUUGUUGCUUGCGAAUCAGAGACUUUAAAAAGACACGAUGACUAUGGAAUAGGAGUAGGAGUAGAGUAGAAGACGCAUAAUCACUGCACACCACACGAUGGACGAUAAGUGUGUGCUAUCUGCAGAGUGAGCAAUGUAUGAGCCAAGAGAUGAAAAUAUAACGACGGGUAUGAGGGGUAAUUAGAAUAAAAAGCAAUAUUGAUUUUUCGGGCAUGUUGACACAAAAUUCAUG